This is a messenger RNA of Oncorhynchus tshawytscha (Chinook salmon), 1060 nucleotides long. It is a transcript of the gene nme3, whose product is annotated as NME/NM23 nucleoside diphosphate kinase 3. Lineage: Eukaryota; Metazoa; Chordata; Actinopteri; Salmoniformes; Salmonidae. Gene Ontology annotation, biological process: CTP biosynthetic process; GTP biosynthetic process; UTP biosynthetic process. Gene Ontology annotation, molecular function: nucleoside diphosphate kinase activity. The transcript is spliced from 5 exons. The record is from RefSeq and is a predicted model, not a curated record. Bases 395 to 946 code for a protein of 183 amino acids.
AAUGACUCCAAUUGUUAGGGCGGAGAGACAUGUAAUUUUGUCAGUAUACCCAUAAUCUUUGCUGUAACAUAGUUAGAACAAUUCCAUCACGGACACUGUAUCCAGUUUCACUAUUUGCCACAAAGUCAAAAUUGUCUAGGCCUACAGUAUAUCAAAACAAUUCAUGAAAACAAAAUUGUGCUUUUUGGUCUUCAUUUAAUGUUAGGAUUAAGGUUAGUAGUGUGGUUAAGGUUAGGGUUGUGUAAUCAUAUUUAAAUAAGAUAAAUUGUAGUCAUAUGCGGGGUUUAUGACUUUGUGGCUGUGUUAACUUGGGAACCAGGUUCCGGUGACGCUAGCAAUCUGAUUGGUUGGUCGCACUCACACAAGAGCACCACGGCGCAAGCGAGUCUAUGAUAUGGGACGAAGAAAACGGUCAUUGCCUGUUCAGCAGGAAAAAAAUGAGGAUUUGGAGGCAAAACAUGCACGAAUUGAGGAAUCUGAUGGUUGGACGGGUGUCAAUGAGCACAGCUUCAUAGCUGUGAAACCGGAUGGUGUGCACCGGAGGCUAGUGGGAGAGAUCAUCCGGGGCUUUGAGAAAAAGGGCUUCAGAUUGGUGGGAAUGAAACUAGUCCAGGCGUCCGAGGAUCUCCUGAGAGAGCACUACAGGGACCUGAGAGACAAACCCUUCUUCAAUGGAUUGGUGCGCAACAUGAGCUCUGGACCCAUCGUUGCCAUGGUGUGGCAAGGUCUGGAUGUGGUGAAGAUGUCUCGCAAGAUGCUGGGGGAGACCAACCCGGCAGACUCCCUACCAGGAACCAUCAGAGGAGACUACUGUUUGGAAGUGGGCAGGAAUGUGAUCCAUGGCAGUGACUCUGUGGAGAGCGCUCAGAGAGAGAUCUCUCUGUGGUUCAGGCAGAAUGAGCUACAGUGCUGGGAGGACAGCAGCGGACACUGGAUCUAUGAGUGACACACACACACCACUUGUAGACCACCCAAGUGCCUUCAGAAACUAUUCAUACCCCUUUACUUUUUCCACAUUUUGUUUUUCCAAGCGGGAUUAAAAUAGAUUUAGUUGUCAUUU